GUCCAGUCUCUGCUCUGUCUCUCAGCACUUCACAAAUGGUUCUUCUCUCCGGGUCUGAGGAUGGCACUUUGCGGAUGUGGGACUUGAACACUCAGGAACAGAUUGGAGAGCAUCAGAUGCCGGGGCCUGUGCUUGGAGUAGAAGCUUUUAGCAGCAAUGGUGAACAUGUUGUGUCUUACAGCAGCCAUGGAUUGCAUGUGUGGCAGGUUCAGUACUUGUACCUCGUGCACUGCCUUCUGGGGACAAAUGUGAGAGACAUCAGAGUCAGUGGAGGGUUGUCACCUUCCAGAGCUCUAUGUGUGUGUGCAGACUCCGCUGUAAGACUGAUCUCAGCCACUACUGGAGACCUUCUAUCUACACUCCUGCUGGACAGAGGAGACCGGCUGCUGGCUGCAGAUUACUGUAUGCACAGGGAGACGGUGUGUGUGUUGCUGGAAGAUGGAGACCUCGUGAAAGCCAAUGCCCUGGUCAAUCCUAUGAGCAUCAUCAGUAGGGUCAGGGUCAGCACCUCCCAGGCUCUUCCCUGCUGCCUUACGCUUGUAUCCUGCAUUGUGGAUGUGGAGGCUGCCAUUGGUGACUGGAAACGAGUGGUGCACCAGAGAGGAGACCACGGACCUCAUGGGAAGGAUCAUUCAUCCCGAGUGAUGAAAAACAGGUUUUUCCCAGUUGUUGGAUUAGAUGAUGGCACUCUCUGUGUCUGCGACUGGUACUCGAGCCAACCACUGUGCCAGACCGCGGCGCACAGCCCCGGCAGCGUCUCUUCUGUGAUAUCUGACUGGAAGAACAACCUCAUCAUAUCAGCUGGAUGGGAUCUGACGGUGAAGGUCUGGAGGUUCUUCCCGUACAGUGAGGAAAGUCUCAGUCUGAGUAUGAGCAUCUACUGCUCCCAGCGGGUUGGGAUGAUGUGUGUCUACAGGUCUAAGCUCUUUGUAGCCUUCCAGGAUUCACCCACGGCAACGUUCAGCCUGGUGCAAUACUGCCUGCAGAGCGGAACCCGGAGCGACCAUCCGCCUGGCGAUGACCAUCAGGACCAGAUCACAGGUCUCUGCUCCUGUCCAAAACUACGAUUAGUGGCCACCUGCGGUAGAGACAGACGGGUCCGAAUAUGGAAUGAGGAGAACCGGCUGCUCAGGACCCUUUGUUUGCACUGUAUACCUGAGAGCCUGGCAUUCAGCAGUGACCGAGGAGAGCUGCUUGUGGGACUUUCCAAUCACAUUUUCCGAAUCAGUCUUGGCAAAUUGCUGCCCCUUCCGUAUCAACUAAAGGCAAUAUGCAUGAAGUCUCCAUCAACGGUUACUGAUCCUCCAGUUCCUGUACUAGAGACAGAGAUACUCUCUCUCUCCAAGGAUGAUAGAAAGAGGCUCACUCAGCCACACUCCAUGUUACCCAG
This is a messenger RNA of Pseudophryne corroboree (corroboree frog), 1390 nucleotides long. It is a transcript of the gene WDR97, whose product is annotated as WD repeat domain 97. The record is from RefSeq and is a predicted model, not a curated record. The annotation marks the transcript as partial. Gene Ontology annotation, molecular function: protein binding. Lineage: Eukaryota; Metazoa; Chordata; Amphibia; Anura; Myobatrachidae. The transcript is spliced from 6 exons.